UGUGGCGGUAGGGGAGUUUGCCGUGCCCUCUUCACCAACUUACAAAGCAAUUCUGGAAUAACAACGCGAUUGCCAACGCAGAAAAAUGAUCAGAACUGAAAAUAUGGCAGCUAUGCCUCGGCCUCGGCAAGAAAGCGAUACAUUUUGCAGGCAAGGGAGAAGCCAGUUUGGAAAUACGAAAGUGGCCGCCAACACUGACAAAUUUAUUCAAGACUUAAAUUGUCCUCCAAUCACUCUGGAAUGGAAAGACAUUACUUUCUCUGUCGAAACAAAGACAGGAAAGCGAGCGCUGCUGGCUCGCAUGUACGGGAGGGCAUUACCCGGAACGCUCACCGCCAUCAUGGGUCCAUCAGGAGCUGGCAAGACCACGCUUCUCAAUGUCCUUUCCGGUCACUACCACGAAGGUUACGAAGGUGAAGUUCACGUCAACGGCUAUCUUCGAGAUGUGAAGCUGUUCAACAUGCAGAGCUGCUACGUCAUGCAGGACGACUGCUUACUACAAGAUCUGACAGUACGCGAAGCCCUCACCAUGAGUAUAGAGCUGAGAACCUCGUCGAAUGGAGACCAAAACACGUCGCAUCUCGUAAUGGAAUUGAUCGAGCGUUGGGGGCUCGAAGAGUGCGCAGAUACGUUGACUAGAAAUCUUUCGGGUGGGGAGAAAAAGCGCCUCGCCAUUUCACAAGAGCUCAUCAGUAAUCCAUCGGUGAUAUUUCUCGACGAACCUACCAGUGGCUUGGACAGCAGCUCAGCUCUGCGCUGUGUCCGGGUCCUCAAAUCGCUCGCUGCAUCAGGGCGCACAGUGGUAUGCUCGAUUCACAACCCUAGUGCUCGACUGUUCUCACAUUUUGACAACCUUUACACGCUUUCGAGAGGGAGGUGCAUAUACAGUGGCUUAGUAGAGCAGCUACUGCCAUUCUUGGAGUCUCAAGGCAUUCACUGCCCGGCGUUCAACAGCCCAUCUGAUUUCAUUACAGAGAUAGCUUCUGAAGAACACGGAGAGUUGACAACCAAGUUAUCCGGUUUCUUCAUUCCUGAUGAUUCUUCCAUAAUUCAUGAAAACCGGCGUGAUUCGUUGACUCUCACCAGCUACGGUGGACGAAUAAUGAGUGCUAAGGAGAAGGAGGAAGGGAAACGACAGUAUGAAGCACGAACAAUGUACUACAAGCAGUUCAAGACUCUCCUAAAAAGGAGCUUCCUCUGCGUAGUGAGAAACAAGGCCACUUGCGGCGCACGCCUGCUGGUUAGCCUGUUCUUCGCCUUUCUUCUCUCAGUUAUGUUCUACGACUCGGGCAACCGGGCAGCGCGAGUGCGUGACACGAUGACAAUGUACCUCGUGGCGUUGCUGAUGCUGCUCGUCGAAUACGCCGCCACGACUUUCAUAACAUUUCCUCUGGAGAUCGAUGUUCUGCUAAGGGAGCAGAGAAACUGCUGGUACCGCCCAAGUUUGUAUUUCGUGGCGCGAAUGCUUUCGCAAGUGCCGCUAACGAUUGUUGGUCCGGUGAUCAUGAUGACUAUUGUACACUGGACGACGUCUCAGCCUAUGGAGUUCCGGCGCCUUGCCUUCGUCCUACUUUUCUCCAUCCAGUUUGCUUCCACGAGUGAAAGCAUUGGUUUCGUCUCGUCUACUCCGUUCAGUCUUGAGGUUGCCACGCUGGUUGGACUGCCUGCUGCGACUCCGUCAAUAUUGUUCUGCGGCUACUUUGUGCGUCCCCGAUAUCUGUUCCCGGCCAUCAGGUGGCUCACCUACACCUCGCAUAUGUUCUACGUUCACCGUGCCAUCAUGUUCGCUUUGUACGGUGGUGGAAGGGGCGAGCUGAAGUGUGACGAACGGGACGGCGACGUGCUUUGUGUGCCCGUCGAGGGUGAGGCGGUGCUAGACAUGAUGGAGGCGAGGGACGUGGACCUGCUUGCUUACUCGUUGACGGUGUUUGCUAUAGACAUAUUAUUGAAAUUUAUCGCUUUCAGUCUUCUUAAGUGGCGAUUACGUUGCAACAAGUGAGCCCUGCUUAGCUGCAGUAAAAACUUGAGUGUUACUUGGCCUUCAACAAAUAAAAAUGCGCCAAAGAAAAAAAAUAUUCGGUUCUACGGAUGACCUGAGAAGAGUGGUAUUCUCGUUUACAUACUGCGGUGCCGUGUUACGAAUAAUAUUUCCUGCGUGGUGAUGCAUUGCAAGUAUCGAAGGGUACAAUGGUAUCAAAAUUGCGAGCAAGAAACUGACGUGAUCCUCCUGGAUACGGCUUCCCUAGGUGGACGAUGAGUUGUUUCUUUAGGUAAAAACUGGCUGACUUCCUCAAACACUUUAAUUUUUUUAUACUUCCAUGCCGGAUUUUUCUGGAAUAAGGAAAGGAAAGUGUUCUUCCAAACGCUUCAAGGGUUUGUAUUGAUCGCCAAGAGUGCGCAGUGGGAGCCGAUUCUUGCUGACUCUCAUCAGAGCAGGAAGGAUCUGCUGCCACUCAGUCUUUGUCAUCAGAUAAAACACUCGAACAAACAGGUAUAAUCUUAAGACGCAAUCGACGUUUUAGUAUGAUUUGGGCUGCGUACUUCAUCCAUACCGGACAUAUACUCGGCUUAAAUCCUCAGCGUGAUUCUACUGACCCUACGUCCUACCGAUUUUCCUUGCCCACAUGUGGGGAAGGGAAGGCGGCAAGGCGAAAGGACUCUAGCGAACACUUCACUCAAACUCCUCCAUGCCAUGCUCAGGCGACUUUCCGUGCAGCACGUUCACGCAUCUUGGGAAUUUCCCAUCCCCUAAGGACCCCGUGACGUGUUACCAGCAACUACAGCUCGGACAAUGAGCCAUGUGUAAAAUAAA
This is a messenger RNA of Dermacentor silvarum, 2812 nucleotides long. RefSeq names its product ATP-binding cassette sub-family G member 4. Lineage: Eukaryota; Metazoa; Arthropoda; Arachnida; Ixodida; Ixodidae. Bases 86 to 1999 code for a protein of 637 amino acids. The record is from RefSeq and is a predicted model, not a curated record. Gene Ontology annotation, cellular component: plasma membrane. The transcript has 13 exons. Gene Ontology annotation, molecular function: ATP binding; ATP hydrolysis activity; ABC-type transporter activity.